AAGAAGGCAAUCUUCAACGCCAGAGUGUUCACGUGUUGUGGUUUUCCUGAUCCACAAAGGCGUGUUUUAUGACGCCUUUGUGGAUCUAUUUCUGGCCUUUGGCAGUUCGCUUCCUGAAAACAAAGCUUUAGACGCGAGGGCUGCGCAACACUCCUUGACAGUCCUCGUUGUUAACAGAUUGGAAAAACUUGUACUGAAUAUACUUUUUUUUUUUUGGAGGAUUCAUUGAGUUCAGCUGAAGGCAAGUACAACCACUGCAAAGAAAAGCCAGGUGGGUUAUUCUCAUUUGAGUUAGAGAAGAAGAAAAAAAUCAGCAGAGCUCACUUCCUGACGUGGGGUUUGAACAUUGAGCCGUUGGCGCGUGAUGUUGUCUGGCAGAGGAGAGUGAUGAACGAGCACCUGCUGAAAAUACUGAUCGUUGGCGAUGGAAAUGUCGGGAAAUCCUCCUUUGUGCAUCGCUACGUCAACGGACAAUUCAACAAGACCUACAAGAUGACGAUGGGAGUGGAUUAUUCUGUCAAGGUGCUGCUCUGGUCGGAUAAAGAAAAAGUCACACUGCAAAUAUGGGACAUCGCAGGCCAGGAACGUUUCAUAUCCAUGAACAGGAUCUAUUAUAAAGGCGCACUGGGCUGUGUUGUGAUGUUUGACGUCACCAACUCGGCCAGCUUCCUCAGCUGUCGCCAUUGGAAACAGGACCUUGACAACAAAGCCAUGCUGCCCGACGGAAACUCCAUCCCCUGCAUCCUUCUGGCCAACAAGUGCGACCUAGCACAGCGCGUUGUUUCCGGAGACAGCAUCGACCGCUUCAGUAAGGCCAACGGGUUCGUUAGUUGGAUGGAGGUUUCGGUCAAAGAGAACAAGAACAUUGGGGAGGCUAUGAGGAUAUUAGUGCAGGAGAUGUUGACGGCUCAGUCAGGUCUGGAUCCCCUCCGACCUGGACCUCAAGAGAGCAUUUACCCUCAACUGGACCCAGAGUGCAACAGAGGAAGGGGCUGCUGCUGAAUCACAGCAAGAAGCACACAGUCAGGACCUGCUCAUCAUGUUUAGAUCCUCCAGUUGUUUGAAGGGCCAAUGAGCACAGCCUUCACUGUGGACAGAAGAAGCACAUGGAUGGCAAUGUUGGGAGGUGCAGAUUGGUAAUGCUGCUAAGUGGGUCUGCAUCUAAACUGGCUCAAAAGGAACUGACUAAAAACUUCAAUCUGGGAAAUGAUUUCCAA
Molecule: messenger RNA, 1217 nt
Organism: Pungitius pungitius (ninespine stickleback)
Lineage: Eukaryota; Metazoa; Chordata; Actinopteri; Perciformes; Gasterosteidae
Product: ras-related protein Rab-7L1-like
Exons: 5
Coding region: 388-1002 (204 amino acids)
Biological process (GO): phagosome-lysosome fusion; endosome to lysosome transport
Cellular component (GO): phagocytic vesicle; trans-Golgi network; Golgi apparatus
Molecular function (GO): GTP binding; GTPase activity
Source: RefSeq, a predicted model, not a curated record